AAAGCUGAUCCCAAAGGCAUAUUUGUGGCCGAAGACACCGAUACAGGCAAACUAUUGGGAUAUGUGGCCGCUGUUAACCUAACCGAUGAUUUUUCAUUCAUUGGCGGAUAUUGUGUUCGUCCGGAAUAUAGGGGACACGGAAUCGGACAAAACAUAUGGAAUACAGGAAUGGCACACAUGGGGGACAGGAAUGUCGGAGAAUUUGCGUUCACUUACAAGAUGUUUGAGAUAUAUAGGGAUUUCCAUAAUUUCAAGUGUAUUCCCGAUAGACAUGCCGUACAUUUUAGAGGACCGUAUGAACCGAAUGAAGACAUAAUUGACAAAAUCGAUGGCAUUUCGUUGGUGCCCAUCAAUGAGACCAAUCUUCGGGCUGUGAUUGAAUACGAUAAAGACAUGUAUGGCUUCGAUAGAGGCGUUUAUAUCAAAGGACUCUCUAAGAGUCCCGAA
Messenger RNA from Medioppia subpectinata, 447 nucleotides. The record is from the annotation of a GenBank genome assembly. Lineage: Eukaryota; Metazoa; Arthropoda; Arachnida; Sarcoptiformes; Oppiidae.